AUGCAGGCCGACGAGGCGAAAGUCGGCGAGCAGGCGGUGCCGCCGCCGUCGCCGCGGGCCAACGGCUCUCUGACGCUGCACCCGAGCGGCAACGAGCUGCUCCUCUUCGGGGGCGAGCACUUUGACGGCAAGAAGAACACCUUCUACAACGAGCUCUACCGCUACUCGAUCAAGCGCAACGACUGGCGGCUCGUCACCUCCAAGCGAGCGCCGCCUCCGCGCUCGUCCCACCAGGCGCCGGAUCCCGCGCCCUCUCCGCGACCACACUCGUCACCGCGGAGGACCGGCGCCGGCAUGGCUGCGAGAAGAACAUCCCUACCUCGACACGAGUCCGCCGCUGCGGUGGCCUCGCCACUCACCGUCCCAGCCUCUCCCCGCGGCCAGGCGGCGGCCGUGCCGACGGGCGGCGGCUCGCUCUUUGUCUUUGGUGGCGAGUUCUCGAGCGCGAACCAGAGCCAGUUCUACCACUACCGCGACCUCUGGUGCCUCGACCUCGCCACCUACGUCUGGGAGCAGGUGCAGGCGAAGAACGGCCCCUCGGCCCGCUCGGGCCACCGCAUGGUCCACUGCCGCGACCGGCUGCUCGUGUUCGGAGGCCUUCCAAACCAGACGCGCUUCUUCGACAACCUUCGCGACGUCAAGUACUACAACGACGCGCACGUCUUCGACCUCUCCCUCUACCAGUGGCACAAGCUCGUCACUGCUCCGGGCGACCCCGCGGGGGCGGUCUUUCUGUACGGCGGCUACUACAAGAAGAAGGUUGCGAUGCAGCAGUUCGACUCGCACAAGGACAAGGCGGCGGUCGAGGAGCUCUCCGAGACGGGGGUCGAGUUCCGGGACACCUGGCGCCUCGACCUCUUUGGGGACUCUGCCUCCGGAGUGAGGCCCGGCAGCUGGACGCAGCAGAAAAAGUCUGGCGCGCCGCCCUCGUCGCGCUCCGGCUGCUCGAUGGUCCUGAACCGCGGCCGGCUGGUUGUGUUUGGCGGCGUGCAUGACGAGGACACUGCGGACGGCGACGGGCUCGUCUCCGAGUUCUACGCGGACGCCCACUCGUACACAAUCGAGACUGGCCGCUGGCGCGCCCUGGCAGUGGAGAGCAAGCCGGGCAAACCGGCCGCACUCGCCGCAGCCGACAGCGGCGGCGGCGAGGGCGGCGUCGCCUCGAGGGCGGCGGAGGGGGGCGAUGCGACGAGCUUGUUGGCGCUGGGCGGCGGGCGACGGCGCAACCGCAACCGCAACGAUAGCGAUGACGAGGACGUGGCGGGCGCCGCCGCGCUUGCCGCCGGGACCGCCGCCGGAGCAGCGGAGCCGCCGCUGGCCGAGAGCGAGGAGGGUGGCGCCGCCUCUGCGCCGGCGCCGUGCCCCCGGAUGAACCACAGGGUCGCGCUCAAGGGCAACACCAUGUACGUGUACGGCGGGCUGUACGAGCCCGAGGAGUCCUCCGAGAUCACGCUGAACGACAUGUGGAGCGUCGACUUGUCCAAGCUCGACGGCUGGACCUGCCUGCAUGCAGGCAACGCGCCCGAGGACGCGCUGGUGCGGGAGCUGUCGGACGACGGAUCGAGCUCCGACGACUCGAGCGAGGGGGAGGGGGAGGAGGAGGAGAGCGGCUCGAGCGAUAGCGAGGACGAGACAGCGGGCCCUCCUUCUUGA
Molecule: messenger RNA, 1653 nt
Organism: Emiliania huxleyi CCMP1516
Lineage: Eukaryota; Haptophyta; Isochrysidales; Noelaerhabdaceae
Exons: 8
Coding region: 1-1653 (550 amino acids)
Molecular function (GO): protein binding
Source: RefSeq, a predicted model, not a curated record